Molecule: messenger RNA, 1350 nt
Organism: Danaus chrysippus (African queen)
Lineage: Eukaryota; Metazoa; Arthropoda; Insecta; Lepidoptera; Nymphalidae
Source: the annotation of a GenBank genome assembly
AUGCAGGGACUUAGCUUGCAAAUGUCGGGAUUGGCGAAGACUUGGGAAGGUCUUCAGAGUCGAUUGCAGAUGAGUUCUAUAGUGGUCGUGUGUACUUUGCGAGACGCAGUUUGGACUUGGGAAAAUAAUUUCCACCGCCUCAAAAGGCUUAGUGGAGUCAAUGAAAAACCUCCACAUUUCCUACAAAGAAUCAAGGCGCCCCCAGCUAUAAUCAAAGUUCUAGAUUUAGGAUAUAAAGAAAAAGUACGCAUAGACUUAUAUUAUGAAGCCUUAUGUCCGGCUUCCAUUGAGUAUGAUCACAAACGCUUUGGUCCCCUGGUACAGAUUUUAGGCGACUACCUUGAUGUACAUACAUAUCCUUAUGGCUUUGCGCAGACAAAAGAGGAAAAAGGAAACAUUUCCUUCGUGUGUCAACACGGGCCCCGUGAGUGCUAUGGUAACAAACUCCACGCCUGUGCACUCGAUAAGUUGGAGCACUCUAAAGCAAUUCUUUUUAAUAUUUGUCUGAUGAACAGAACUGAUGUUGGAGGUUCAGAUGACAAAACAGCUGAUGAGUGUGGGAAAAACAUGAACGUUGAUUCGAAACCAAUAAAACUUUGUGCUAAAGGUAAAAAGGGUUCAGAACUUUUGAAAUAUUAUGGAGAAGAAACCAAGAAAGCGAAAAUUGAAUAUGUGCCUUACACUUUUAUAAAUGGCAAGCAGUUCAACUAUGGUUUGGACUACCGUGACUUCAAGGAAAAUUAUGUAUCAUCAAUAAAACGCUCCAAUACUUUAAUGUCUACACUAAUCAAGGAUUUAAAAAAUAAAGAAAAAGUACGCAUAGACUUCUUUUAUGAAGUCUUAUGUCCCGGUUGCAUUUACUUUGACCGAAAACGCUUUGGACCUCUGGUGCAGAGUUUAGGGGACUACCUUGAUAUACAUACCUAUCCUUAUGGCUUUGCGCAGACAAAAGAGGAAAAAGGAAACAUUUCCUUCGUAUGUCAACAUGGGCCUCCUGAGUGUUAUGGUAACAAACUCCACGCCUGUGCACUCGAUAAGUUGGAGCACUCCAAGGCACUUCUUUUUAAUAUUUGUCUGAUGAACAGGACUAAUGUUGGAGGUUCAGAUGACAAAACAGCUGAUGAGUGCGGGAAAAAUAUGAACGUUGAUUCGAAACCAAUAAAACUUUGUGCUAAAGGUAGUAGGGGUUCAGAACUUUUGAAAUAUUAUGGAGAAGAAACUAAGAAAGCGGAAAUUGAUUAUGUGCCUUAUACUUUUAUAAAUGGCAAGGAGUUCGACUUAGAUAACGAUUUGAAGAAAUCAGUUUGUAAUGCCUUCAAAAAGCCUCCACCGCCUUGUCAAGAUGACUAA